Brachypodium distachyon (stiff brome) is the source of this 3928-nucleotide messenger RNA. RefSeq names its product putative disease resistance RPP13-like protein 2. Gene Ontology annotation, biological process: defense response to other organism. The transcript is spliced from 3 exons. NCBI's taxonomy places the organism in Eukaryota, Viridiplantae, Streptophyta, Magnoliopsida, Poales, Poaceae. Gene Ontology annotation, molecular function: ADP binding. The coding region runs from base 90 to 3689 and encodes 1199 amino acids. The record is from RefSeq and is a predicted model, not a curated record.
ACGAUCCCCUUUAAGAUCCCAUCUUCCGUUGCUCGUUCGAUGCACAAGUCCAAGCUCCACGCCAGCAUCACCACACAAGAAGUAGAGCAAUGGAGGACCUCGUGAUUGGCUUGGCCAAGUCAGUGGUGGAGGGGGCGUUGACCAAGGUCCAGUCGGCGAUCGAGGAGGACGAGAAGCUCCGGCAGAGAGCGCAGAGCAAUCUGGCGUUCAUGACUGUGGAGUUCGAGAUGAUGCAGUCCUUCCUCGACGUCGCCAACAAAGAGAGCGGCAACAACAAGCUGGUGGCGACCUGGGUGAGGCAUGUCCGCAAAGUAGCCUACGACGUCCAGGACUGCAUCGAGCUCGUCAUCCAUAUGGACGACAGGCCAAGCUGGUGGCAUCGGUUGCUCCCGACCUGCUCGGGGGAACCGCUGCUGCUAGACCAGGCGGUCGCAGAGAUCGAGCAGCUCAAAGCCAGGGUUGAGGAUGUGAGCAAGUGUUACACGCGCUACAACCUCAUCAACGACUCUGGCUCCAAGCUCGUCAUGCUGCAACCACCGGCGUCCAGAGCUACGGCGGUCAACAUGCUCAUGGAGGCAAGGCACGCCACCCAAAGGCAGCAGGGUUUGGGGGAUCUCACGCAGUUGAUUACAAAGAGAAACAACGACUUUCAAGUUAUCUCGGUGUGGGGGGCAAUCGGCGACCAUGGGACAACAUCCAUCAUUCGGAAGGCCUACAAUAACCCAGAUAUCUGCCGAAGCUUCACCUGCCGUGCCUGGGUGAAGCUAGUCCAUCCUUUCAAUCCUGACAAGUUCGCCCGGUCCUUCAUGGCUCAGUUCUAUGCAAACUCUUCCCAAGCUCAAGGAGGGUCCGUAGGUGUAGAAGUGCGAAGGAAGAUGAAGGCCAACCAAGAAGAUCUCCUCAAUGAGUUCAUGCAACAAGUCAACAGGAAGAGGUAUCUAAUCGUUCUAGAAAAUCUGUCCAACAUGGUAGACUGGGAUGCUAUCAGGACGUUCCUUCCUGAUAAGAAGGAUGGCAGCCGGAUCAUCGUCUCCACACAGCAAUCCGAAGUAGCAAGCCUGUGCGUCGGACAUUCUUACCAGCUGUUGGAGCUCAAGCAAUUCUCGCCUGAGCACUCUGUUUGUGUCUUUUUCGAGAAGGGUUCUCAAGGUCAGGCUUCUCGUGAUAAAGGCAAGGACAACAAAGGUGGCACGUCCAAAGGGUCCAGUGACCACCUUUCCUCUGACGACAAAAUGGAAGCAGCCCGUGACUGGAUGUUGAAUCAUGCCCUUGUUGAACGCGGCUCGGAAUUGACUGAACUUCGUAAAUAUAUAGCUAUGGUACGUAUCAACUCUUCGCAAGUAACGUCCGUGUGGGGCAUGCCUGGCGUUGGGAAAUCAGCUAUUGUGAGAACUUUGUACUACGACAAAAUGCUUGGCAGUGACCAAUUUGUCAAGUACGGUUGGGUGGAUGUAUCCCACCCCUUUAAUCUAAGGGACUUCUCAGGGAGUUUACUUCUGGGCUUUCAUUCAGAAUCUCACCAAUCCAAGGAUGCUGCAUAUCGUGUUGCAAUGGGAAUCACAGACCCCAUUGAAGAGUGUCGUAAGUUUCUGAGCAACUAUCGGUGCUUGGUGGUUAUUAAUAAUCUGCAGUCCACUGAAGAAUGGGACUCGAUAGAAAAUAACUUGGUAUCUCGGCCAUCUACAAGUGUUAUCAUUGUUGUCACAACUGAAGCAAGAAUUGCCGCACACUGCGCACAUAACAAAGAAGAUAUUUUGAAUGUCAAAGGUCUAGAGGCUGACGCAGCAUAUUCUCUCUUCAAAAAGGAGGUACAGAAGAAGAGUCAGUCAGACUCACUACCUAUUAGGGACCUUCCGGCAGACCUACAAAAACGUUAUUGUCUUUUUGAUGGGAAGCUAAAAGAACUUAUUUUACGGUGUGGCGGACUUCCCAUGGUAAUAACUGCUAUAGCUGGCUCGUUGGGCACCGAUUUGACCGAGAGCAAAUGGAAGGACAGUAUAGCCUCUCUGAACGAGGGAUUUAUGAAAGAGCUGGAGAAGAAGGCACACUUCGAUAGUCUACGUGGUCUAUUCAGCUGGAUGCAUUCCUAUGUUGGUAACUGCCCGGAUAUUCUCAAGCCAUGCAUCCUAUAUAUGUCAAUUUUCCCCCCAAAUCAGUGCAUUCGGCGCAGGCGUCUGGUAAGGCGGUGGAUCUCGGAAGGCUAUUCCAAGGAGAAUGACAACAGGUCUCUGGAGGAAUACGGGGAGGAGUUGUUCUCUAUGCUCGUCAAUAUGAGUAUAAUCCAGCAGCCGCCACAGUCGGUCACCACCGCAUCAGAUGACACACGGAUGGUCUUGUGCCAAGUGAACAGAUUUUUGUACGAGUACAUCAUCUCACGGCGAAAGGAAGAGAAUCUGGUCUUUCAACUGGGGCACGGUCGCAAUCUGUCCACCCAAUGCACGUGGCAUCACCUUACCAUAUGGAAGGAGUGGAACAGAGACCAGGUUGUGUUCGAGAGCAUCAACUUGUCACGGCUGCGGUCACUGACAGUGUUUGGAGAAUGGAAACCGUUCUUCAUCUCUAAAAGUAUGAAGCUGGUUCGAGUGCUUGAUCUGGAGAAUGCAACAGGUGUAAAGGAUGACGAUCUCGAGAAUAUGGUGAAGCUUCUGCGUCGUCUCAAGUUCCUCUCAUUGAGAGGAUGCCGUGAGAUCUGCAACCUGCCAAGUUCAAUAGGUGAUCUGAGGCAGCUCCAAAGUUUGGACAUCAGGCACACCACCAUAGUGGCCCUUCCAGGGAACAUCACCAAGUUACAGAAGUUGCAGUAUAUUCGUGCCGGCACCAUCGUCCAAGCAGAGCAACCAUCAACACCGUACCUUUCAGUAUGCCGGGUUCCCGGGAUCUGUGGACGUCGUCGCCUAGUCGGUGCUAAGGUGCCUCGUGGGUUUGGGAAACUGACGGCGUUGCACACACUUGGUGUGGUCAAUGUUGGUGCUUCAGCCUGCAAAGGCGUCCUGAGACAGCUCAAGAAGCUAACACAGUUGCACAAGCUCGGAGUAUCAGGCAUCAAUAGGAAAAACAGCCGGAAGUUCUUCGCUGCAAUCUCAGGUCAUAGGCAUUUGGAAUCCUUGUCAGUGCGGCUCCAAAGGGGCAGCCAAGGUUGCUUGGACGACAUCUCCCUGCCUUGGGAGAAUCUACAGAGCCUUAAACUGUAUGGGCUUGAAGAUAAGUUGCCACUAUCGAGACCCCGUUUACCUGAAGACCACUUGCCUCAAGAUGUAGUGAGCAACCAGGUUACCAAGCUCACAAAGUUGGUUCUACAGAUGGACAUUUUGAAGCCACGGGGAAUAAAGUUCCUUGCCGAGCUACCAAACCUAUGUAUUCUGCGCCUUCGAGUCAAGCAGCCCAGCCUCCAUUUUUUUGUCAAAUUGACUGGACACGAGUUGCCCAUCUAUGAAAAGGUCAAGAUCCUCGAGAUUGCGUGCAGCUCCAGGUUACGUGUCACUUUUGGAUCCAAAGCAAUGCAAAAUCUUGAGCUGCUCAAGCUUGACUUCAGCAGUGGGUCGCCAACAUAUCAGCUUUCUGGCCUGAAUCAUCUAUGUCAACUCAAGGAAGUGUUCCUUAAAGGUUCCAAUGAUGAAACACAGAAGACAGGUCUGCAGACUCAACUUGAGAAUCACCCAUAUAAACCUAUUGUGAAGCUGGAGGAAUAAACAUGUCCGUCCCAAUGAAUAAAGAGCUCGAGACGCUCAUUUCCCUUCUCCCUUUUCAUUUUUUCCGAUACAUUUACCAGUUUUCUACAUAAUACAUUUGUCUUUGCUAUUGAAACGCCUGUCCGUGACUGCCUUGAGCUGCAACCAUCAUGCCAGCAAAACCUGAAACGUACGCUUGCCUGCUUCUUUGUGUAACCUAUUUUGUAGUCAGGCCCUGAUCUUCGUAUUGAUUCUGUCAA